Capsicum annuum is the source of this 567-nucleotide messenger RNA. RefSeq names its product secreted RxLR effector protein 161-like. The transcript has a single exon. The record is from RefSeq and is a predicted model, not a curated record. Lineage: Eukaryota; Viridiplantae; Streptophyta; Magnoliopsida; Solanales; Solanaceae. The coding region runs from base 1 to 567 and encodes 188 amino acids.
AUGGAUAAAGCACAUCCAUUGAGUAUCCCAAUGGUUGUGAGAUCACUUGAUAUUAAUAAAGAUCCAUUUCGACCUCAUGAAAAUAAUGAAGAACUUGUUGGUGCUGAGGUACCAUAUCUUAGUGAAAUUGGGGCAUUAAUGUAUCUUGCUAGUAAUUCACGACAAGAUAUAUCUUUUGCUGUAAAUUUAUUAGCAAGAUUUAGUUCUUCCCCAACACGAAGACAUUGGAAUGGUAUUAAGCAUAUAUUCAGAUACCUUCGAGAAACUAUUGAUAUGGCACUGUUUUAUUCAAAUGAGUCUGAUUCACAAUUAAUUGGCUAUGCAGAUGCAAGAUAUUUGUCUGACCCACAUAAAGGUCGAUCUCAAACGGGUUAUUUGUUUACAUAUGGAGGUACAGCUGUAUCAUGGCGUUCAACAAAACAAACCAUGAUUGUUACAUCUUCAAAUCAUGCAGAGAUAAUAGCCAUUCAUGAAGCAAGUCGAGAAUGUGUCUGGUUGAGGUUAAUAACUCAACACAUUCAGGAAAUAUGUGGCCUUACUUCGAAGAAGAAUAUUCCAACUAUAUGA